AUAGUUAGGUCGUCUGUACGAUGUGCUAAACUCCGGCCGGGAUGUUCCUUAUUUAGAUGUUUCUCUAAUUAGAUUUUCUUGAGUAGCUAAAAUAAAGGCCGAAACCAGUGCUUUUACAAAUCCAAGGGGUGGAGUUGUAUUUCGGAGGACCGAUUAAAUACCUCCUAAAACACCAAAAAAAGGGGCCGGAGAAUCACGGGAUCAACUGGCGAUGGACACAUCAUUAUGCGGCCGAUACAGGCGUUAAGAUAGGGUGAGUGUCUUUGGUCGCUUACUAACUUAUUGUGGGAGUUGUAUGUUCAAUGGAAGUCUAUCAGUAAACUAAUUACUGACUUGAUCAGUAAAGACGCCAUACCCCUAUCUCUACGUGAGCUAGACUUAUACAUGAGUAAUCACCUAUCUACCUCUUGUAUAUAAUCCGUCGUGCGUUCGUCAUCAAGAUGGAAUUUAGUCUGCAGAAACAACCACACACUUGCAGCUGCAUGCAAAGCGCACCUUAAACCCGGGUGUGCAACCAUAGAUCAUCGGCAUAUUGUCAACCAUACUGAAGGUACAUUUGUGCUUAUAAGACGGCUGUUGUCUAUAAAAUCCUUCGAUUAAAAACCCUGUUGCUCGCCGCUACUCAAGUUGACUACGUUCACCAAGACUACUUUACUCACACACACCUCCUUAACUAUCUGCCGAACCUUGCAAAUACCCCUUUAUCAACUUAAACAUGGCUGCCCCUCAGAAAAAAGGCACUAUUCUCGUCACCGGCGCUGGUGGCUACGUCGGUGGACAGAUCGUCAGGGAGGCCUUGGAGUCCGGGUAUAAUGUACGUAUUACGGCGCGUACAGAGUCUUCCGCGGCCCGUACUAUCUCUCACUACCCCUCCUAUGCCGCUUCUCUUUCUUCUACCAUCGUCCCAGACAUGACGGUCCUUGAGUCCUACGCCGCGGCUUUCGCAGACGGGUCUAUCGAGGGCAUCAUCCACUCGGCGUCGCCCCUGAACCUUAAUCCUCAGGACAACGUUCGCGACCUCCUUGACCCCGCUACCAAGGGUGCGACGACUAUCCUCGAGGCCGCGCUGAAGUACGGCGGCGGUAAGGUCCGGCGCAUAGUGUCGACCAGCUCGUUUGCUGCCGUCGUGGACCCGGAGAAAGGCACGCGGCCGGGCCACACUUACGACGAGAAGGAUUGGAACCCCGUGACGUGGGACUUGGCGGUCAAGGCCCAGACGGUCAUCGCGUACGCGUCUAGCAAGGCGCUCGCCGAGCGCGCCAUGUGGGCGUGGAUAGACGCCCACCCGGACGCUAGCUUCACGCUGGCGACUAUCUGCCCGCCGUGGGUAUUCGGGCCGUACGCGCACGAGCUCUCGAACACGGCGACGAUAAGCGAGUCGGUCGUGCUGCUCAACAAUAUCAUCGACAGCCCGUGCGUCCCGCCCUUCGACUUCGGCGGCUACGCCGACUCCCGCGAGGUGGCGGCCGCGCACAUCCGGGCCCUGGAAGUCCCGGAGGCGGCUGGGCAGCGCUUCCUCGUCGGCCAGGACUUCCGGUACCAGGCGGCGGUGGACGCGGCGCGGGAGGCGCUGCCGGAGGCUCGCGAACGCCUGCCGGUUGGGAAGGUGGGGGAUUGGUCGCCGGAGGAGGCGUACCGUGUUGAUGGGUCUAAGGCGACUAGGGUGUUGGGGCUGAAGUAUGGGACUUUGAAGGAUACGGUUGUUGAGACUUAUAAGGAGUUGUUCAGGGCUAGGGCGUUAGAGGCUAAGGCGUAG
Molecule: messenger RNA, 1756 nt
Organism: Daldinia loculata
Lineage: Eukaryota; Fungi; Ascomycota; Sordariomycetes; Xylariales; Hypoxylaceae
Product: NAD(P)-binding protein
Exons: 1
Coding region: 716-1756 (346 amino acids)
Molecular function (GO): oxidoreductase activity, acting on the CH-OH group of donors, NAD or NADP as acceptor
Source: RefSeq, a predicted model, not a curated record